Falco peregrinus (peregrine falcon) is the source of this 3167-nucleotide messenger RNA. RefSeq names its product polypyrimidine tract binding protein 2 (gene PTBP2). Gene Ontology annotation, cellular component: nucleus. The record is from RefSeq and is a predicted model, not a curated record. Gene Ontology annotation, biological process: mRNA processing; regulation of RNA splicing. The transcript is spliced from 14 exons. Lineage: Eukaryota; Metazoa; Chordata; Aves; Falconiformes; Falconidae. Gene Ontology annotation, molecular function: mRNA binding. Bases 179 to 1792 code for a protein of 537 amino acids.
GCAUGCCCGCGCGGCUGGCGCAUGCUCGGUGGCGGCGGGGGACGCGGAGCGGAGUCCGGCGCUCGGCAACGUUCGGCGGUUUUCGUGCAGGCCGGGCCGCCAUUUUCUCAUCGCCUCCCCGUACGCGUUGCCUGCGCGGCUGUCUAUCCCGUUUGUCCGCGCUUUGUCCUGCUCGGCGAUGGACGGCGUUGUCACUGAUGUUGCUGUUGGUGUGAAGAGAGGAUCUGACGAACUUCUUUCAGGCAGUGUACUCAAUAGCCCGAACUCUAACAUGAGCAGCAUGGUAGUUACUGCCAAUGGUAAUGACAACAAGAAAUUCAAAGGUGAAGAUAAAAUGGAUGGGGCUCCUUCGCGUGUUCUUCAUAUCAGGAAAUUGCCUGGGGAAGUGACAGAAACAGAAGUUAUUGCUUUAGGUUUACCUUUUGGUAAGGUAACCAACAUCCUCAUGCUGAAAGGGAAAAAUCAGGCAUUUUUGGAACUUGCUACAGAAGAAGCAGCUAUCACUAUGGUUAAUUACUACUCUGCUGUGACACCCCAUCUUCGUAACCAACCUAUUUAUAUCCAGUAUUCCAAUCAUAAAGAACUGAAGACUGACAACACACUUAACCAGCGGGCCCAAGCUGUUCUUCAGGCAGUGACGGCUGUGCAGGCAACAAAUGCUCCCAUUAGUGGGACCACUGUUAGUGAGAGUGCAGUGACUCCAGCUCAGAGUCCAGUACUUAGAAUAAUUAUUGACAAUAUGUACUAUCCUGUAACCCUGGAUGUUCUUCAUCAGAUAUUCUCUAAAUUUGGUGCUGUAUUGAAGAUAAUCACAUUCACAAAGAAUAACCAGUUUCAAGCUUUACUGCAGUAUGGCGAUCCAGUAAACGCACAGCAAGCAAAACUAGCCUUAGAUGGUCAAAAUAUUUAUAAUGCUUGCUGUACCCUACGGAUUGAUUUUUCCAAAUUGGUGAAUUUGAAUGUCAAGUACAACAACGACAAAAGCAGGGACUACACUCGUCCUGAUCUCCCAUCUGGUGAUGGACAGCCAGCGCUGGACCCAGCUAUUGCUGCAGCCUUUGCAAAGGAGACCUCUCUUCUAGGGCUUCCUGUUGCAGCUGUUCCAGGAGCUCUGAGUCCUUUGGCUAUUCCAAAUGCUGCUGCUGCAGCUGCAGCUGCUGCUGCUGGCCGUGUGGGAAUGCCUGGAGUUUCAGCUGGUGGCAAUACAGUGCUCCUGGUUAGCAAUUUAAAUGAAGAGAUGGUUACGCCCCAAAGUCUGUUUACCCUCUUCGGUGUUUAUGGUGAUGUGCAGCGCGUGAAGAUUUUAUACAAUAAGAAAGAUAGUGCUCUUAUACAGAUGGCUGAUGGAAACCAGUCACAGCUGGCCAUGAGCCAUCUUAAUGGACAAAAAAUGUAUGGAAAAAUUAUUCGGGUUACCCUGUCUAAACAUCAGACAGUGCAACUACCUCGAGAGGGACUUGAUGACCAAGGGCUGACUAAAGAUUUUGGUAAUUCACCUCUGCAUCGCUUCAAGAAGCCUGGUUCAAAAAACUUUCAAAAUAUAUUCCCUCCUUCUGCAACACUUCAUCUGUCCAAUAUUCCCCCAUCAGUAGCAGAAGAGGAUCUACGCACAUUGUUUGCCAACACUGGAGGCACUGUGAAAGCAUUUAAAUUUUUUCAAAGAGAUCACAAGAUGGCGCUUCUUCAGAUGUCAACAGUAGAAGAAGCUAUUCAGGCUUUGAUUGAUCUUCACAAUUACAAUCUGGGAGAAAAUCACCAUCUGAGAGUUUCUUUCUCUAAGUCAACUAUUUAAAAAGGCAGUUUGAAAAUGAGGGUGUAUUGCAUUGUUUGGUGUUGUCACCUAUUGACUGUUCAGGAAAGUGGGGACCAGAGUUUGUCUUCAGUUUUUUUUAUUUUUUAUUUUUUCAUGCUGUUAUCAUUCCUUGGUUGUUUUAAAAAAUAAAAAAUAAAAAAACUUUAAAAAGCAGUGAUACUAACUGCUGUUGUUCAACUGUUGUUUAGAUAAACCAUCAUUUUGUUUAAAAGAUUUCAAGUUAAUACCACAAUUUUUCAACUUAGUUGACAUACGUGCCUUAAAAAGGAAAACUAGUACUGCUGGAAUUGCAUAACUAGUAAAAAGCAAAUUUGGUUGUCUGGGGCACAUUGUUACAUGAUAAUUUAAAUAUGUUUAGGCAGGGGUGUGUAAAAAGGUUAAGCUUUUGUUUCUCCUGCUUGGUAGAUAUUUUUUUUUUUAUCUGCUGGCUUGUCACUUAAUUUUCUUUUUAAUUGGAUAAGAUGCAUUACACUGAAAGAGUAAAAUGACACCUGAUUUCUGCUACCAUUUGCUUUGUGCUCCUUUUUUUAAAAAGGCCUUUUGUAUUUCAUCGUUCUGGUCUAGAUUCAGUUAUGAAUGUAGGCAUUAGUUAAAAUUAACAAGGUACAGAAUAUUAAUUUCUUAAAGGACAAAAAGUGACUUCUGUGACUUUGGGCCCUACGUGAAAAGCAUUGUGGAAUCUUAACCUUUUUGUACACACUCUUGUGGGAUGUAUCAUAUAAAUGUCAGCACUAAGUAAUGUCUUGUUUGUGGCUGAAUAUUUUUCGUAGAUGUUUUCGAAGUUGACAUGACUUAUGUGCAUUUCAAUAUAUAUUGCCAUCUUUAGUUUGUAAUUAAGAUAUGGAAUAUGGUUGUGGAUUUCUGAGCAUGUACAGACUGGUCAAGCUAGUUCAGGAAAUGGUGCAUGUAUUUUUCAGUGGUGAAGAAAGUUUGCUGCAAAUGCUUGCAGGCAAUUUUGUGACAGUUUUCUAAAACUGACAACCAGGUGGGACCAAAGUUUAUGUGCCUUUAGUCUUAAUUUACCUUGCAUUGUAAUAUUCAGUUUUAAUAUAUCUCUUCAAAAUAUUUUGUAUUUAGAAAUUGAUCUGACUUUAUUAUAAACAUGGCUCAGAAUCUACAGAUCAGUUAAUUUGAAAGCAGUUCUCUGUCAGUCUGAACUGUUACCUUGAUUCUGUUUAAAUGACCAAUACUUUUUGAAAUUGAUGUACUUAGUUUCAAUAUUCAUAGAUUCUGUUAUCUAUGUAGAAAAAAAUGGUCAUGUAUAUUUUCUAUUAGUUGAGUUUUUACAUCUUUAGAAUUGUAAAAUUCAGUAUAGUUUGAAAGUGGCACAAUUAAAAAUUAAUUUUCUAACAAA